Mustela lutreola (European mink) is the source of this 10313-nucleotide messenger RNA. RefSeq names its product ectonucleoside triphosphate diphosphohydrolase 7 (gene ENTPD7). The coding region runs from base 419 to 2233 and encodes 604 amino acids. Gene Ontology annotation, cellular component: membrane. NCBI's taxonomy places the organism in Eukaryota, Metazoa, Chordata, Mammalia, Carnivora, Mustelidae. The transcript has 13 exons. Gene Ontology annotation, biological process: nucleoside diphosphate catabolic process. Gene Ontology annotation, molecular function: nucleoside diphosphate phosphatase activity. The record is from RefSeq and is a predicted model, not a curated record.
CGGGGCGGAGCUACGGCACGACGCCUUUCCGGAUUGGACGCGCGCUAAAUCCCGGGGCGGGCAUUAGAAGCCGAACGCUCUUGGGGACUGGCCACUCUGGCGAACGGACGUGCGGCGGCGCUACUAGUUCGCCCGCGGCCCCGGCUAGGAGGAGGCUGGGCCCCUGUUCGCGGGUCUGCCGUCCGUCAUUGGCUCCCUGCGGUUUCCUUGGGGACGUGGCGCCGCCGCUCGCCCAGGCCUCUUUCCGGCUGGGCGAAAGGCCGCGGGGAAGCGCUCUGGACCGGGCGGAACGUUGCCGAGGGAGCCUGCGGGCCGCUCGACCUGCUGCAGACUUAGGAGAUGCCUGAGACAAGGAGACCAAUUUCUCAGGGCAAAAAGAAAAGGAGGUGACAGGCACUGAGACCGCUGAAGGGAUCCCAUGGCUAGGAUCAGUUUUUCCUACCUCUGCCCAGCCUCUUGGUACUUUACUGUGCCCACAGUGAGUCCAUUUCCACGUCAGCGGGUGGCAUUCCUAGGACUCUUCUUCAUAUCCUGUCUCCUUUUACUUAUGUUAAUCAUGGACUUUCGACAUUGGGGUGCUUCAUUACCACGAGAUAGGCAAUAUGAAAGGUAUUUGGCACGAGUCGGGGAGCUUGAAGCGACUGACACUGCAGACCCAACUCUGAAUUACGGACUUGUUGUGGACUGUGGCAGCAGUGGCUCUCGGAUUUUUGUUUAUUUCUGGCCAAGACAUAAUGGCAACCCCCAUGAUUUGCUGGACAUCAAACAGAUGAGAGACCGCAACAGCCAGCCAGUCGUUAAAAAAAUCAAGCCAGGAAUCUCUGCAAUGGCAGACACCCCAGAACAUGCCAGUGAUUACCUUCGUCCUCUGCUGAGCUUUGCCGCAGCGCACGUGCCUGUGAAGAAGCACAAGGAGACACCCCUCUACAUCCUCUGCACUGCAGGCAUGCGGCUUCUCCCCGAGAGAAAGCAGCUGGCCAUUUUGGCUGAUCUAGUGAGAGAUUUACCGCUGGAGUUUGACUUCCUCUUUUCUCAGUCUCAGGCAGAAGUGAUCUCUGGGAAGCAGGAAGGAGUUUAUGCAUGGAUUGGAAUCAACUUUGUUUUGGGAAGAUUUGACCAUGAGGAUGAAUCCGAUGCCGAAGCUCCCCAGGAACUGGCAGCAGGGCGCAGAAGAACAGUAGGGAUACUGGAUAUGGGAGGAGCCUCUCUUCAAAUUGCUUAUGAAGUUCCUACCUCAACUUCUGUCCUUCCUCCAAAACAGGAAGAAGAAGCAAAGAUCCUGCUGGCUGAAUUCAACCUGGGCUGUGAUGUGCAACAUACUGAACACGUGUAUAGGGUUUAUGUCACAACCUUCCUGGGUUUUGGGGGUAACUUUGCUCGGCAGCGCUAUGAAGACCUUGUGCUAAAUGAAACCCUUACCAAAAAUAGGUUGCUGGGCCAGAAGAUCGGUCUGAGUCCGGAUAGUCCAUUUCUGGAUCCCUGCCUGCCCGUGGGCCUCACAGAUGUGGUGGAGAGGAACAGCCAGGUGCUGCACAUCCGAGGAAGGGGAGACUGGGCGUCCUGCGGGGCAAUGCUGAGCCCCCUGCUGGCUCGCUCCAACACCAGCCAGGCCUCGCUGAAUGGCAUCUACCAGUCGCCAAUUGACUUCAACAACAGUGAAUUCUAUGGUUUCUCUGAGUUUUUUUACUGUACAGAGGAUGUGUUACGCAUUGGUGGCCGCUAUCACGGGCCAACAUUUGCCAAGGCUGCCCAGGAUUACUGUGGCAUGGCCUGGUCAGUACUAACCCAGAGAUUCAAGAAUGGCCUCUUUUCAUCUCACGCAGAUGAACAUCGACUCAAAUAUCAGUGUUUUAAAUCGGCUUGGAUGUACCAAGUCCUUCAUGAAGGAUUCCAUUUUCCCUAUGACUACCCGCACCUGCGGACAGCCCAGCUGGUAUAUGACAGAGAGGUUCAGUGGACACUGGGAGCCAUUCUGUAUAAAACACGAUUCUUACCACUCAGGGAUCUACGGCAAGAAGGUAUCCGGCAGGCCCAUGGCAGCUGGUUCCGCCUCUCCUUUGUCUACAACCACUAUCUCUUCUUCGCCUGCAUCCUGGUGGUGCUAUUGGCCAUCAUCCUGUACCUUCUGCGUCUGCGCCGAAUUCACCACCGACAAACUCGACCCUCAGCUCCACUGGACUUGCUGUGGAUUGAGGAGGUGGUGCCCAUGAUUGGGGUACAGGUAGGGCCGUGAGGCCAGACAAAGACUGGGGAAGCCCAAGUACCCCAGAAUGCUGCCUAUUGAAUUCCAUCACUUUGUUUUGGCCUCAGAUGCUGCUUUGCCUGACCUUGGGAUAUUUGACCUUGGAAUUUCUACCAUAAUAUCUACUUUAAUUCCUUUUCAUUAUCUAGGUCCUCUUCUCUGAGAGAAGCUAUAAUUUAGUCUGUGAAGAACUAAGUAAUGAGAGUUUGGUGCUAACAAAGAGGACCAAUCUUAGUCCAGUGGAAGCAUGCUUCUACCCCUUUAUCUGAGAGGUCUGGUGUGUUUCUGGCAUCUAGACUUUUCUCCCCUUGCUAAAGCAUGAAGUUUGGCAUUGGGCAGACUGGAAGCCUGGUUGUAACCAAACAGGAGCAUCUGAUACAAAGCCGAAGACAUUCCAGCAAGUGCAGCAGCUGCUUCUUUCUCUGUAACAGAGAUAUCAUUUAUGUGGACAUCCACACUCUUUAGUAGGGAUCCAAGAUAUUUGCAUUUCAGUGGAACAGAUGUGAGCUUCCAGGCAAACAAAAUAACAUCGUUUCUUUGCUUACUUGACAAAGAAGCCAUUAUGAGUGUGGUCUGAGAUCCCUGACAUAAUAUUGCUGAUGUUAAUUAAUUAGUAUGUGAUUUUAAAAGGUUAGAACCCUUUCUAAGUGAGUGGUAAGUUGAAGACUUCGACAGUAUCUUAUGUGAUAGCUGGUAUGACCAGGAUAGAAAAUGUUUCUGUGUCUAUGCGCUUCACCAGCUGUUUGGGCAUUAAUUUUUCUUUUCAAGCCUUACGUGUGCUUGUAGGAUGGAGAAACUGAUGGGAUCGGAGAUCUGGGUUUGUCUGGUUUUAAGUCACUGUCUCUAGGCCUAUUUUUAUGAGCCACUUUAUAGGAAAAUUCUAAAAGAGUUCUUUUAUUUCACUAAGAUCAAUACAUAGUUCAGAGAGGGGUAUAUUUGGGUUGUUUUUAAAGAAGGAAAGAACAGUGUCAGUAGAGUGGGCAACGGCAAUAAAAUCCAAGCUCUUAUUUAUUAAUGUUUUCCUGAGAAAUAGAAAUUUUCUCAGUUUGACUCUUGGAAUGUCUGAAAAGAAGCAAAUUCUAAACUUGGGAAUAAAUAGGUAAAUCUGUUAAUAAGCCACCUGGAAACUUUCAGAACCUUUGUUAAGAGAUUGCUCAGUCACAGACUGCGCUUCCAUUAAGGAGUAGAGAAGAGAAGCCAUUUGAUUACAUUUUCAUUCACUGUCUUUUAGGAGCUCUGUUCUGCCAGUACAUUUAAUUUGCACCUUCCCCUGUGGGAUCUUUCUCAUGCUUUACCCUUUCCUACAUGUAGCCUUAAAUGUCCUUCCCAAGAAUAUGCUCCCAGACUUGAAGUAGCUUUUUUUCUUUUUUUGUCACUUUAUUUUUAGGGUUAGAUGAGUACAGGAAAUGAUCCUGACUUUAGUGGGGAAAAAAGUAGAAUUAUUAAAAUAUAAAUUCCAUAGUGGGAUCAGAAAGGAAUUAAAUGCUUCAUAAAAUAGAGAAAAAGAAAUCAAGAUCUUCCUAGAGAUAAAAUAAGUAUCCUUACUCUUAGUUGGCAGGCGAAAAGAUGAGGAGUCUUAAAUUGUUUUCAAAUUAAAUCAAAAUGUAUCUAGCAAAGAAUCUUAUAGCUCUCUCUGGAAAUAUUUUUACUUUUCAUGAGGGUUUCAUGUCACAGCAAUUUCCUUUCAUCUUUAAGACUUCUAAAUUGCCUUGAUUUUAACUCCUUACCUUCGUGUCACUGUGAGUGAGCCCUCGCCUUAUGAGUACUGCCUAUAAAUAAUGUCAGAAUAUGUUUUUUGCUAGCCAGUGCCUCCUCCGGUACUCUUACUUUUUCAUCAUCUUGGUUUCCAAGUGAGAUCUGGUCACGAUCUGGCCAAAAGCUGUCUAAUCGGCUAAUAGUGAUCACAUUUGUGUGCUCAAAAUGAAGAUGAAGCAGGGAGGAGGUGGUGGUGAGUCCAGUUUGAAAGCUCUUAUUAAUGAAGUUAUUCUUCCUUCUGGUUAUAAUAAUGAUAGCUGCCAUUUUUUAAGCUUUUACUGUGUACCAUACACUCUUAUGAAUUUUAUGUAUGUUAUUUAAUCAUUAUGACAGCCUUUCAGAUGGAUAUUACUUUUUGUUUUUUUAUAAUUUUAUAAAGAAAACUCAGGAUAUCCUAUGCUUAUCAUUUUUUUCAUGUAAAUGUAUUUCUUAUUUUUAAUUUAUUUUAAUUGGCUUCUGAGUUAUUGUGUUUAGUGUAUUAUGUCUUGUUUAUUAUUUUAAUACUAUAGGAUCUAGGCUUGGCUUUGUUACUGUAUGAUUUUUCAGAGUUCUUUGUAUCAGGAGGACAAAUUCUUAUCAUACUCCUUAGAAAAACUGAAUAUUUGCUAUUAGUAUUGGUUCCUGUGCUGCUUUCAUUACUCCCAGUUAACAAUUUUAAAUGAAAUCUCAUUAAGCUAGAAACAGAGGCCACUUAUUCUUUGAAGGCCAAUUACUUAUAUAUAUUGCUUUCUCAUAAUUGUCUUAUAAAUGGAAUCAAUUUUGCCUUUUAGCUCUUAGUUUUUAAAGAUUUUUUAAAGAUCUGUGUUUGUAUUUCUGUGUUUUCAGUGGUUUCCCUAUAAUUAUAGUUUCAUUGAAUUCACAUGCCAGCAGUUCCUUUGAAUCUUAACCAGCCAGUCUUCUUGAUAACAGCAAAAUGAAUGUGAACUGUUUUUGUACUUCUAUCAUUAACGAGACAGGUCACAAAUGUCAAAAUCAGAGUCAGAUAAGAGGUGAUGCUUUUAUUAGUCUUACUAUGGCACAACCCAUCACUUUUUCUGAAUUCUUGUCACUAGAACAUAAUGAAAAUAUGUAUAAUACCCACGUAUAUGGCAUUAUGUUGACUUAAGUUGCAGUUAACUCUAGGUCAAAUUAUACUGUCUUUGUCUCUGUACCUUAGCUCCUUGGAUUGAUUUUCCUUGGUGCAGGGGAUUUAGUCACUUUCCAAUAGCCUUGUCAUAAUCUUUCAUGUUAUCUAAAGCAUUCCACCUCCCCUUCCCUCAGCCUGACAGCUUUCUUUAACUUCAAAGGCCUUGGGCAGUGAUUAUUAAUAAUGUGGUUGAUUGAGUCUGUCAUGCACUUGCUAAACUAAUCUUUUCAGGGAUUAACAUUUAGUAUCACAUCCAUAUUUGUUGUUGUUGAGAUGUAGGUGACAUAUAACAUCGUAUUGGCUUCAGGUGUACAACACAAUGACUUGAUAUUUAUAUACACUACAAAAUGAUCACCACAAUGAGUCUAGUUUUCCCCAUCACCAUAUAAAAUUAAAGUAACAUGCAACUCGGUGUUAUUGACUGUAGUCACCAUGUUGAACAUUACAACCCAUGACGUGACUUAUUUUAUGACCCCUUCUUCUGUCUUGCCCACCCUCCCUGCUCCCCUGCACUCUGGCAACCACCAAUCUGUUCUCUGAUCUGAGUUUUGUUUCUUCUUUUGUGUUUUAGAUUCUACAUAUAAGUGAAAUCAUACAUUUGUCUUUCUCUGACUUAUUUCACUUAGCGUAAUACCACAGGGUCCAUCCAUGUCACAGAUGACAAGAUUUCAUUCUUUUUCGAGACUGAAGUCAUAUUCUUUUGUGCGUGUGUCAGGGUGGAGGGGAGUUGUGUACAUCUUGUGUAUCUGCUCAUCCAUCAAUGGGCACUUUGGUUGUUUCCUUUUCUUGGCUGUUGUGAAUAAUGCUGCAGUGAACAUAGGGGUGCAUAUGCCUUUUUUAAUUAGUGCUUUCAUUUUCUUCAGAUAAAUACCUGGAAGUAGACUUGCUGGACCAUAUGGUAGUUACAUUUUUAGUUUUUUGAGGGACCGCCAUAUUGCCUUCCAUUAUGGCUGCACCAAUUUAUAUUCACAAUAGUACCCAAUAGCUCCCUUUUCUCUACAUCCUCACCAAUACUUGUUAUUUCUUAUCUUUUUGGUAAUAGCCAUCCUGACAGAUGUGAGAUUAUAUAUCUCAUGGUUUUGAGAUACAUUUCUCUGGUAGUUACUGAUGCUGAGAGCAUGUUUUCAUGUGCCUGUUGGCCAUCUGUAUGUCUUUAGAAAAGUAUCUCUUUAGGUUCUCUGCCCAUUUUUAAAUUAGAUUUUAAAUUAUAUUGAGUUAUAUAGUUCUUUUUAUAAUUUGGAUAUUUAAUCCUUUACCAGAUUAGUGAUUUGUGAAUAUCUUCUCCCAUUCAGUAGGUUGCCGUUUUAUUUUGCUGAUGGUUUCCUUUGCUGUACAGAAGCUUUUUAGUUUGAUACAGUUUCAUUUAUUUUGGUUUUUAUUGCCAUUGCCAUUGGAGUCAGAUCUAAAAAAAAUAUCGCCAAGAGUGAUGUCAGGAAGCUUAUUGCCUAUGUUUUCUUCUAGGAGUUUCAUGGCUUAUAUUAUAUUCAAGUUUAUAUUCAAGUUUUUAAUCCAUUUUGAGUUAAUUUUUGUGUAUGGUGUAAGAUAGUGGUCCAGUUUCAUUCUUUUCCAUGUGGUUCUUCAGUUUUCCCAGCACCAUUUUUUGAAGAGACUAUCUUUUCCCCACUGCGUAUUCUUGCCUCCUUUGUUGUAAAUUCAUGGAUCAUAAAUGCAAGGGUUUAUUUCUGGGCUUUCUAUUCUGUUCCAUUGAUCUAUGUUGUCUGUUUUUAUGCCAAUUACAUACUGUUUUAGUUACUAUAGCUUUGUAAUAUAGUUUGAAAUCAGGGAGCAUGAUGCUUUCACAUCCAUAUUUACAUUUUUGAAAUAAAAUAACUUCUAUUUCUUUUUUUUUUUCUUUUCUUAAUGUUAGUCACCAUAUGGCACUUAGUUAGCUUUUGAUGUAGUUUUCCAUGAUUCACUGUUUACGUAUAACACUCAGUGCUCCAUGCAAUACCUGCCCUCCUUCAUACCCAUCACCGGGCUAACCCAUCCCCCCAUCCCUGUUUGUUUCCCGGAGUCCAUAGUCUCUCAUGGUUCAUCUUCCCCUCUGAUUCCCCCCCUUCAUUUUUCCUUUCCUUCUAGUGACCUCCAUGCUAUUCCUUAUGUUCCACAUAGAAGUGAAACCAUAUAAUUGUCUUUCUCUGCUUGACUUAUUUCAUUUUGCAUAAUCCCCUUCAGUUCUAUAACUUCUGUUUCUCACUGGAAUCAUCUAAAUAGUUGCUCUCCCACCCUCAUUCCUAUGCUUUUGUUUUGCUUCUUGUCAGCAGUGAAAGACAAGUGGGUGGUAUGACCUAGGGGAAAGAAGACUGGCGUCAGGAACAGCAGACUUGGUUUCUUGUCCUGGCUUUGUCGUUGACUAGCUCUGGUAUUCCAGGCAAGUCACUUACCCUCUCUGGUUCAUUUCUCAUCUGUAAAACAAGGUGGCUAGACAAGAUGCUCUGAGGCUGGUUCCAGAGGGACUAAGGGACUAACCAUUGGCCUAAGGAGCUUAAAGGUGAGGGAAAAUGGAGGAAAGUGAUAGAGUUUUAGGAAGUGGAUUUUGGUCUUUGUUUUGAAAGGCCAGGUUGCCCAAGGGAGCAAGUGGUCAUCUCCUACUUUAUCCAUUGUCCCUGACAUUAAGGUUGAUGGGAAUGGAGUUUCCAACAGCAAUCACUAUAUGUAAAUUUCAGAAGAUGAGAUUUCUACAACUGGGAUUUUAGAGGUCCAUCUUCUGUUAACCCCCUUGGUUUUAUGGAUGAUGAAAUUGAGGCCGAGAGCAUUGCUAAUAUGUGCAAAGUCACUGUGCGUGGCCUCCUGGAUUCUGUUUUCUCUGUUCUCUGUACUAUGGAUACAUACCUUUGACAGCUGCAAUUAAAUUCUCAUUGAGAGAAUCUUCCUGUAAGAUUAUGUAUUUCAACAGAAUCUAUUCUUUAUAAUAGAGCUGACUGCAAGUAGCCAGGCCUAAUCUUUACAAUUGCUUCUGAUCUUCAUUUGUGAUUGCUCUGCUCACAUUCAGAAAUAAAAUAUGAAAGAAAUACUUCAUUAAAGGGGCAACUGGGUGGCUCAGUGGGUUAAACCUCUACCUUCGGUUCAGGUCAUGAUCCUGGGGUCCUGGGAUUGAGCCCCUCAUCGGGCUCUUGCUCAGCAGGGAGCCUGCUCCCCCCACUCCCCGCCUGCCUCUCUGCCUACUUGUGAUCUCUGUCUGUCAAAUAAAUAAAUAAAAUAUUAAAAAAAAAAAGAAGUACUUCGUUAGAAAUAGCACUAAGUUGUGACUACAUUUAUUCUACCUUCUAUAUUUCUUUUAAUACUUUUACAUUUUAGAUGUUUCUUUUAAACAAUUUGCUUAAUUUUGUACAAUUUUCUUAACCACAGCAACUAAGCAAUUCAUCUGAUGGUUAGAAUUGAUAUUAUUUAAGGUGUAAAUGCCAAUCAGAUCUACCUCAUUAAUGAACUUGGCUGUAAUUCUUGGGCAGUUCUCAUAUUCCCUUACAGAAAUAAAAUGCUAUUGCUUUCUGUGGUCUUUAAACUUCUUUUCAUACUAAUUCAGAACUAGUAUCUAAUUUCCCUAUAUGCUGUGGUAUGUGAUGUCCCUUCAUUUGGGAUCAAGAAUUAAGGUAGAUUGGCCACAGAUCCUUCAGAUUCUCCCAGAUGAGCGGCUUAGGUCGUGUGUAGUUUCAGAGUCUGGCCACUAGGGCCACAUGCGAGGAUUUGGUUGGUGUUAACAAAAAAUACUUACUAAAAAACCAGGACUCUUUUAUUAUAUACUAACAGAUUUCCCGUGUAUUAUUACAUAAGUGCUUCCCAUUUACUCUAAUUCAUUAUUUCCAGUUUGUCAGUGCCAUUAUUAGAGGGACAGAGGAGGUCAACAUCUGUUGACCAUUUUGUUUAUCUGAAAGUCUGAGCACUAAGAAGAGCCUUUUAUUUGUAAAAUCGAGUCAUUACUCAGACUAUAAGGACUUUUUACUUUAAAAGUGUAUUUAGUCAUGGCCUGCCAUUUUUAUAAAAACCAAAGUCAAAAAAUGUUCUGAGUCACAGGAUGUUUAUAACCAUGCCUGCCUGCUCCUGAGCCUCUCCUUUUUAAGUAGUGCCUGGGCUCACAGCCCCCCUGGCGGUCUACCACUCUGUUUCUCCAGUAUUAAGGUAGCCCUGCUGCUUUCCCGAGGAGCCCCUCCUGCAGAGGACGUUCCCGAGUUUGGCCUGUUAAAACUGAUAGUGGUGCAGGCUCUGUACCUUAUUAGCUUCAUAACUUUCUCUGCAGGCAAGGAUCCUAGAUGAACACUCUGAUUUUUGGUAUUGCUGUCAUUAUGUUGUGUUUGAAAUUCUCAUUCCGCGGUUCUCCUUUUGUGACGUGUAUGUGUGACGUGUGAAGCCCUGACGUGUAUGCCUUGUCUCCUCCAUUGCUUCUGCCUUCAACAAUGAACUCCGCAGUGUUGCGAGGCAUUUAUUAUGACCCACAGCCAGAGAGUCCCUUCUUGCUUCAAAGAAACCAAAGGCUGCCUGUACUGCAUCACUUUGAGGGGUUGCUAAGACUGUAUGUUUUUCUAAUGCUUCACAUUAAGUAAUUUUGCUCAAUAGUUCUUAAAAUUCUGUUAAAUACUGUUAAACCAGUGUCGUACAAAAGUGCAAUGCGUAUUAGAGAGAGAUGCAUUGUCCCUCAUUCUGGGACAUGGGUAUAUGUGUUACAUAAGCCAAUAUGGAACCCACCAUUCAUUCCAGAACUGGAAGGAAUGCUACAGAUUGGCUGAUUAUCCUGACGUCCUGAGCAUCACUCCAGGCAAUAGCUAAUCAAUACCUCUUCUACAGUGGACAACAUUUGGUCAGUGUAAGUUAAAGACAAAAAAUUCUGGACUGAUUUAAAAAAGCCUGGUGUUUUAAUUUCCUUUGAUGUUUCAAAAACUGACAGAAUUAUUGACCGACUUAAAAAUAUUAAGGGAAAUUCAUUUAAUCUUCUAGAUAUAUGAUGACUUAUUUUGAAGGAAGUAUCUGGGACCUCAGUCUGUAAUUGUUCAUUUUCCAUUCACUCAUGCAGUAUUUGGUCUAUGUCUGAAGCUAGGAAUAAUGCAAACAUAAUAAUUCAGAUAAUCUUCAUCCACCAAGAGCUCAUAGAUAGGCACACUACAGUUAUAUAGCUAAAUGCAAUCAAAAUUUGUUUUUCCAAACUUACCUAUCUGUAAUAAAAGAAAAAUGAAGUAAAACAUUUGGAACUUGAACUUA